AUGUCAUCGGGGUCAAUGUCUUUAUUUUUGCAACGUACACGAAAAUCUGGAUCUCCGCUAAGCAUCAAGGCAUGGAAAAAGUGGACUACUCAGAUACUAUCGGCGCUCAACUAUUUACAUUCAUGUGUACCACCUAUUACUCAUGGAAACCUUACGUGCGAUACGGUAUUCAUACAACAAAAUGGACUGAUUAAAAUUGGAUGUGUUGCGCCCGAUGCGAUUAAUCAUCAUGUGAAGACGUGCCGUGAUAAUCUGAAGAAUAUGCAUUAUAUGGCACCGGAAUACGAAUAUUGCACUGAGGUCACACCAGCUGCUGAUAUCUAUUCAUUUGGUGUAUGUGCUGUUGAGAUAGCCGUUAUGGGUGGUUUGUCUGGUUUUCAAAAUGGAGCAACUGAUGGUCCCAUCUGUCGAGAAAGCAUUGAGAAAGCCGUUCGAUCUUUGGAUGACGAAAAACAACGGGAUCUCAUUCAACUGUGUUUGCAAAGGGAUCCGUUGAAGAGACCGUCGGCGCGACAGCUGCUUUUUCAUCCAGUCCUUUUUGAGGUGCACUCUCUGAAGCUUUUGGCCGCUCAUAAAAUCGUGGAUACCAAGUUGUUCGAUGAUUUGCCUACGGAUGCUUUCAGAGUUCCUGAUAUAGAAAAGGUUGCCGCUGUUGCUCGAAGAGAAACUGGGGUACGGGAAAUGGCCUACUGUCAAGUUCCUGCCUUCCAGCAUGAUCUUGAGAAAAUUGUCGAAGAUGUACGAAACGGAAUCUAUCCGCUCACUGCUUUUGCUCCCUUAGUUCAUCAGCCUCUGAAAACCACGGUCACGCAGCCGUCUUCACGUACGUCCCAGGCUCAAACCGCCACGGAAGGCCAUGAACCCUCAACAUCGUCGCUCACAACGACAUCUCUACCACGAGCGCCUGAGACAACAGAUCCAGUAGUUGCAUCACCUCCUGCCACCGACGAGACUGUUCAACACUGUGAAACAAGAGCGAUUCGGCAAAUGCGUGUGACCACAGCACGAAAUGAGCUGACGAUAUGGUUACAAUUGGAAGACAUGAUGAAUCGACAGCUUACUACAGAAUUCUCACAUGACGAGGAUCCGAAUGCGCUUACACAGGACCUAGUUACGCAUGGAUUCAUUUGCGAGGUGAGUUCCUUAUCUCUCUGGACUCGUUCUAGUAUACUAGUAAACGAAUGGUCCCGUGGCGAAAUUCUGUAG
Molecule: messenger RNA, 1206 nt
Organism: Cooperia oncophora
Lineage: Eukaryota; Metazoa; Nematoda; Chromadorea; Rhabditida; Trichostrongylidae
Source: the annotation of a GenBank genome assembly